AUUUUUUUUGCACCGACAAAUGGAAAUCGCUACAACCCACCGUCCUCGUUCCUCGUCCUAACCUCAAAAAGAGCAAAAACAAAACAAAACCAAAACGUUUUUGUUUGAGAAUUUGAAAACAUUUUCGAGAAAAAUACUUUUAAUUUUCCACCAAAAAAGCUCUAAAAAUGUCUGAAGGAGGUAGCGGAGGCAGCAAAGAUACAAAUACAAUGAAGACUCCAAUGGUUUAUAUUUGUGGGGAAUGUCACAAUGAAAAUGAAAUCAGACCACGAGAUCCAAUCCGUUGCCGUGAAUGUGGUUACCGUAUUAUGUACAAAAAGAGGACAAAAAGAUUGAUCGUAUUUGAUGCAAGAUAAAUUUACUACAAACGAAUGAGGACCCAACUGCUAGAUUAAGAUUUUUUUUCAUUAUAUUACUUAAAAACUAAAAAUUAGUUUACAACAAAAUAAACAAUAGUUAUUUGUAUAAGUAUCUACUUUGUUUCCAUAUUUAAUAAAACAUCCUAUACAUUAGAGAGUCCUAGGGCUCCUGAAUUUAGUCCUACAAAGGAUCAUGAGCUCUGGAGGAUUAGUCAUCAUGGAUUCUGGAUUUUGAAGGUGAAACCACUGGUUAUGUCUUGCCAUUUACCUUAUCUGGAUCAUGAUCAAGAGCCACAUAUAUCUGGACACUACCCCAAAUGAAAUCGGUGUGAAAAUUAUUGCUAAAACUGAAUGUACUCUUAGAAUAGUAACAAAUUGCCCUAUUCAAGAAAUGACUUGAAACUGGAAGAUAGUAGGGAGGGAUGGCCUGUCAAAGAAUAUCCUAACCUAAGUUCUUUUGCUCCAUAGUCCCUGUCCACUGUUUGUUUACAAAGUUUUUUUAAGUAUAACUAGUAUAAGUUAAAAGUUUCAAAAGAAGUUAUGGCCGAAAAUGCAGCGAAUUUUACGACAACAUACCAAAGCAAACCAUCAAUAUUCGAAGUUAUAGCAGAAAAAUCACUAGAUGAUACUUUGUACCCUGCACUCCAAAAAGUAGCCUUAUUUCUAUCCUCCAGCUUCCCUAGGAAGUUUGGCUUUUUAAAUUUUUACUAUGAUGAAGCCUUUGCUACAGUCAACACACUACUACAAUAUUAUUAUUUGAAAUAUUACGAUGCAUCAUUCUCAGAAAAUUUCUAUGGCCUCAAACGAAUACUUUUAAAUGACAAACCCCUUACUAAACAUGAUAAAGAACUUUCACUAUUGUUAUUGGUAGCUGCACCAUAUUUUAAGAGAAAAAUUGAAGAAAAACUACAAUGCUAUAGAAUAGAACAAGCAGAAGGAUAUUUAAGAAAAGAUUUUGAAGGUAUAAGAAAACAAUUCCUAAGUUACAGCCAUUCAGCAUUUGAAGUUUUAUGGCACCUAUGGAUCUUGAACAAUUACCUUCGCUACAUGGGAGGCAAAACUGACUCUCAAUUACCACUAUUACAUUUACUCAAUUUGAAAUUAGUUUAUUCUAAUGAGCAACCAAGUCAAAGUUUUUGGAUGGAAUUGUUCAAAGGCAACUUAAGAAUUUCAGAUUUGAGUUUCGGUUUAAUCAGAAAUGGUGUUAGUGCAGUAUUGGAAACCAGUGCAUUUUUCUUGCAAUUUUUGCAAGCAUGGAAUGCCCAUAGGCCUAAUUAUAAUAUAACUGAUUUACCGAAAGUUGAUGCUCCAUCUUGUGAUAUUAAAGCGAAUACGUACAGAGGAAAAUGUCCCAUUUGCUUGCAAAUUUGGCUUAUACCAACAGUUCUUCCAAUAUCUGGGUAUAUAUUUUGCUUUAAAUGCAUUUCAAAGCACCUACAAGAAAAAAAGAAAUGUCCUGUGACAAAUUUACCAGCAAGACUUCAGGAUGUUGUCCGGCUUUAUGUUGAUAGUUAGUUUUAUACCAAAAAAUGUUUUUUUCAUGAACUUUGUUACGUUUUAUGCUCUUAAUUAAUUAUAAGUUAUUGUUUUAUUAGGACAUAAUAAUUUUCCCACAAAUGCAAUAACCAUCUGAUACACAUAAAAGUUUCCAAGUUAUUAUAGGAAUUUAAAUUAUUAAAAAAGGGAUAAAAUAAAAAAAAUCCAAAUUUCACAUAUUUAUUUAUUACACCUAUAAAUUUAAACCUGUAAAAAGUAAUGAACAUGCAGAAAAAAAGAAUACAGGAAACAAAAAAACUCACAAUAUGAUGGAAAAAUAAAACACAGAAAAAAAGGAAAAUACCUGUUUCAACGUUUUCCUUCCUUGAGGGAAUCCUAUCCUUUAUAAUCCUUUUAAGAGUUUACGAUUUUAUCCUUAAGGGCGAAUUUAAUUAUGGAGGAGGGCACUUUUUCUGUCUAGCGAAUAAUCCUGAAUCGAGGAGAACAAAUCAAAGAAUGAAAUCCUUAGAGCUCCAACUUUAUUAUUUUAUUUAAGAAUCCAAGAGAAAUUCCAAAUGGACAGGAAAGCUUUUUCCAGAUUUUCAGACCUGGGACAAAACAGUAAGUAUUUAUUUUUUUAAUGUUAGAAAAAUGUGUGCGUUUUAAUUCCUGCCUCAAAAUUAUAGAUUUUCAAGUUAUUUAUAAAGAAAAAUAUUUUAAGGCAAGAAACAAUUAAAUAGGGAUUAGAGCACAUUUUGGUUUUAGGUGUUUUUAUUUACCCUUUUGUCCAGAAUAUUCCUUAGGAUCCUUUUCAUUCCUUUUUUUCUGUCCUCACUUGAUAUGAGAUCCUUAUGAUUUGAAUGUAUCCAUUUAUCAAAAUGAAGCCCAGAUAUUUGAUAUUAGUUGUGUUACAACAAGAAUCACAAAUUUUUCAAACCAAUCAGAUACUCGUUUUCAAAAUAUCUUAUUAAUCAAUUAAUUUCUAAUUUCUUGUUGGAACAAACAUAUCGGUACAUAUGUAUUUUGAAUUAUUUAAAAAAUGGCCCCCAGGUAAAAUCACUUUAAGAAAAUCCCACCCUUUAAAAAAUCCAUAUUUUCCUCCUUGUCCGCAUUAUCCGAGGUGUCCCUCCAAUUUUUAACAAGUCCCAGUAUUUUCCUUUUUAAUCCAACGUUGUUUUCUCCAACAUUAAAAAAUAAAAUACAGCAUUAGUUAAUUGUAUUACACAAUAUUGUAUAGUUAUUAUAGUUUUGUAUGUAUCAGUUUAAUUGAAUUCUUUUGAGGACUUGAUCUAGCUAUUUAUCCCCAAUUCAAAGUCAGUAAUUUUAUAAUAAAGUUUAAAAAAAAGAUUCCAAUAACACUAUUUGGACUUUUCCACCACUGUCACAAUAAAAAAAAGCAUAUGGGCAAAUUCUUACUAAACACUAAUGGGCUUCAUUACUAAGCCUAAUUCUAGUCUAAAAAAAAAUGAUAUUUAUGCAAUAUAAAGUGCUUUUUGUCAGAGCCAAAUUAUUCUUCACAACCUAGAAAGAAAUAAAAUUGUAAGACAAAUGGUGGCAUUCAUGGUAAAAACAAUAAUUUUUCCCCAGAAAAUUUAAAAAAAUAAAUAAAUAAAAAAAACCCACUUACACAAUAAAACACCUUAGGAACGGGAUCUGCUCCUGGAAUAGCUCCUCUUGACUGGACUGUAAGUUGGAGAGCCUCUUCUGCGGGGCGAGAACGAGCGCGAUCUAGACCUACCACCAGAUCUACGGCUGUCGCUGCCUCCUUUGUCUUCUUUCACACGAAUGUACGCUACUUCUCCCUCAUGAGAUCUGAAUCUCGAAUCGUCCAACUUCUUAAUGGCAUACUUCAUGUCUUCGUACCUCAGAAACUCUACAACUCCAGAGCCAUCUUUGAAGGCAUCAGCAAAACAAACAUCUCCAGCUUCUCUCAUAUGAUC
Molecule: messenger RNA, 3775 nt
Organism: Ceutorhynchus assimilis (cabbage seed weevil)
Lineage: Eukaryota; Metazoa; Arthropoda; Insecta; Coleoptera; Curculionidae
Source: the annotation of a GenBank genome assembly